Phyllopteryx taeniolatus (common seadragon) is the source of this 1267-nucleotide messenger RNA. RefSeq lists its product as uncharacterized. NCBI's taxonomy places the organism in Eukaryota, Metazoa, Chordata, Actinopteri, Syngnathiformes, Syngnathidae. The record is from RefSeq and is a predicted model, not a curated record. Gene Ontology annotation, cellular component: membrane. Bases 199 to 915 code for a protein of 238 amino acids. The transcript has 7 exons.
GUGACCCGUUCGCGUCCCUCUUCUCACUUCCUGCUUCCGCCUCGUCUCGUUCCAAGCAUUUCGCCAGAUUCCCGAACCGGGACAGGCCUUGCGUUCGCUUGCGCUUAUUUCCGCUCGCUGGUCGUUUUGGCGUCAACAAGCCCGCGCGACUGCGCGACCGGCGACAACCGAUCACCCAAACGUCACCUCGAUAAUCCCAUGGCGGCGUCUUCGUCCGUCACGAGCGUCGGCGGCGUGCUGAUCGUCACGCAGGUCAUCCCUCGAGACGGAAGCGCCGUCCCGCCGCAGGCCGACACGCUGGCUCCGCCCGCCGAUGCCCGGGCCGCACCCCCUGCCUCUCCCGCCAAGAAGAACGCAAAGAGCGCCGCCCACCAGCGGGGGGAGAUCCCGGGCCUCGGGGUUGUCCAGAUGGUCAUCGGCUUGCUGUGCGUUCUCUUCGGCUUGACGGGGAUCUCGCGCUUCCUGAUUGAGCACGUGGCGUUCUGCGGCGGCAUCUGCUUUCUGGCGUCCGGUUGGUUGGCGGUGGCGGCUCGGAGGCGGACGUCCGCUACGCUGGUGUGGGCGUGUUUGUGGUCCAACGCCGUCAGCGUCCUGCUGAGCCUGGGCGGCGCGGCCUACCUGAGCUGGCUGCUGGCGACCGGUCGUCCCGCCGAGAGCGUAUGCGGUGACCGAUUGGCCGGCGACGACAAAGCGUGGAGCGUCUGCGUCGAGAAUCUGUGGUUGUUGGACAGGGUGCUGUCGGGCCUUCGCGGCCUGUUCCUGGUUGUGUUGCUCCUGCAGGCCGCCGUCUGCGCGGCGCUCUGUGUCUUCACCGCCAGCGCCAUCAGGAUGCGACAGCGCUACGCGCCCAUCACGGUGCUGAAAGAAGAUGGCUGCUGUGGCGGGAAGCUAGAGGCCCAGCCAGAAUCUCCGUGACAACCGACGCAACUUUGGGACAGCGUAAAAAUAGUGGAAUAACGGCAUCAGAAAAGCAGAAGAUUUGAGUUACAAUCACACGAUAAGAGUAAUAACUGCAUAUUAACAUUUUAGUUAUUGUAAAAGCAGCAGAGCGACAGUGUCACAGAAGCAUUAUAACCUUUGCAUUACUUUUUUGUACACUUGCAUUGUGGCUCAUUAGCAAGCUAAAAUGAGAAUAAAAUGUGCCGCUGAUGUCAUUCACAGCUGAAUUGCAUUUGGUGGGUUAGCAUUUAGCAUUAGCCGCAGUACAAUGGCACAGCUUGCUGUAGUUGAAAUCAAUCAAAAUCAAUAAAAGGGUCGACAAAUGUCA